CCGUCGGACCCCUAUGGCCCACCGCCAAGUAACUGGCGGGGCGGCUGCACAGUAGCUGACGAUUUCCCCGAAGCAGCGUGUAAUGGCAAGCUGGUGGGGGCGCGAUACUUUGUGGCGGGGCUGCUGGCCAAUCAGGGCAGCAUUUCCGAAGCCGCUGCUGGUAACGCCAACGUGAGUGUGGAGAUGCAUGGGCGCAGCUACGGCACAGCAAGCGGAGUGGCACCACGUGCGCGCAUCGCCAUGUACAAGGCGCUCUGGCGCAUGCAGGACGGCGGGGCGGCCGGCAUGGACUCGGAUAUCCGGGCAGCGGCAGCGGGCAACGCCAACGUGAGUGUGGAGAUGCAUGGCCGCAGCUACGGGGCAGCGAGCGGCGUGGCACCGCGUGCGCGCAUCGCCAUGUACAAGGCUCUGUGGCGCAUGCAGGAUGGCGGAGCGGCCGGCAUGGACUCGGAUAUCCGGGCAGCGGCAGCAGGCAACGCCAACGUGAGUGUGCUGAUGGGCGGCCGUAAUUACGGAGCAGCGAGCGGCGUGGCACCGCGGGCGCGCAUCGCCAUGUACAAGGCGCUCUGGCGCAUGCAGGACGGCGGAGCGGCCGGCAUGGACUCGGAUAUCCGGGCGGCGGUGGAUACUGCCGUGGCGGACGGCGUGGAUGUGCUGUCGCUGUCGCUCGGGGGAAGCAUUCCGAAUUACUUUUCUGAUCUUGGUUACCUGAACGCCGCCAAGGCCGGGGUAUUCGUGGCGAUGGCAGCAGGGAACUCCGGAGCUCCUUCCGCCGUCAAGGCGGUUGGCACCAUAAGCAACGCGUCGCCGUGGUACCUCACCGUUGGGGCCAGCCUAUUGGCCGAGAGUUCUUGGGCAGAGAGUUUUCUGACCGAGAGUUCUUCAGGCGAGAAUUCUUCAGCUGCAGCACCAGCAGCAUCGGAGGAGGCAGGAAGGGAAGCACUGGUGGUGGCGGGGUGGAGCUUCGGAGGCACGCCCCUCACGGCUGGCCUGCCGGUGCUUGAUGCUAGGGAUGCUGCUGCGAAUGGUGCCAGCCAGUCGCUGGUGAGUGCACAGGGCGCUUCUGUGCAUAUGGAUGCUGCUGCGGAUGGUGCUAGUCUGUCGCUUGUGAGUGCAUGUGGGAUGCAUCGUUGUGUGCGGUUGCAUGGGUAUGUGCGGUUGCAUGGGUAUGUGCGGUUGCAUGGGUAUGUGCGGUUGCAUGGGUAUGUGCGGUUGCAUGGGUAUGUGCGGUUGCAUGGGUUUGUGCGGUUGCAUGGGUUUGUGGUGGUGCAUGGGUGUGUUGGGAUUCAUGUUUCCAGCAUAAACGCCUCUCUCAACCCCAACAUUCUCCUCCACUCCGCCCUCUCCACUCGCCUGCUCACCCCCACUUCUCCCACCCGCUCCCCAAUCCCUAAUCCCACCCAAACAAUACAGGCCAGCCAGUGCCAUGCUCCCAGCAUCAACGCCUCUCUCACCCUCAGCACCCUCCUCCUCUGCUCCCUCUCCUCUCGCCCGCUCACCGACGUUCUACUGGACUCCUCCACCCUUCGCCCCGCUGCUCUUGUGCUACUGGGAUCUACUGACACGCCCCCCCGCCUGCCCUACACGCGCAUGCCUGUUAUCUACCUCAAGGCUUCUGAUGCAGCUGCUCUCAGGACCUUCCUCGCCAGUACCACCAGGUAUGUUGUCUCAUCUCUUCCUCCCCGCCUGCCCUACACGCGCAUGCCUGCUGUCUACCUCAAGGCUUCUGAUGCAGCUGCUCUCAGGACCUUCCUCGCCAGUACCAAUAGGUAUGUUGUCUCUCAUCUCUUCCUCCCCGCCUGCCCUACACGCGCAUGCCUGUUAUCUAUCUCAAGGCUUCUGAUGCAGCUGCUCUCAGGACCUUCCUCAGCAGUACCACUAGGUAUGUCUUCUUCUCUCCUCCCCUCUCCUGCCCCUCCUUGGGCGGCGGCCUCAGAGUUUCCCUCUCUUCCCCCCCGCCUGCCCUACACUCGCAUGCCCGUGUUUUACCUCAAGGCUUCUGAUGCCGCUGCCCUUAGGACCUUCCUCGCUGGUACCACCAGGUAUGUUGUCCCUUCUCUUCCCCGCUCUUCCCCCCUGCCUUCCCCGCGCAUGCCAGUCAUUUACCUCAAGGCUUCCGAUGCAGCUGCUCUCAGGACCUUCCUCGCUGGUACUACCAGGUAUGCCUUCCCGCCACAGCUGUUGCUGCUGGGGGCUACAGACACACCUCCCCGCCUGACCUACACGCGCAUGCCUGUUGUCUACCUCAAUGCUUCCGACGCCAUCACUUUGAAGAGCUUCCUUGGCAGAACCACAAGGGAUGGUAUACCUCCCUUUUCUCUCUCCUCUUGUUCCCUCACCAAUGUGCUCCUUGACGCCUCCACCCUUUGCCCCGCUGCCUUGGUGCUGCUGGGGGCUACUGAUGCGCCCCCCCGCCUGCCUACACGCGCAUGCCUGUCAUUUACGUCAAGACUUCUGACGCUUCUGCUCUCAGAAGCUUCCUGGGAAGGACCACCAGGUCCAGUCAACCCCACCACAGCGACCACACUCAACCCGCUAUCCUUUCCCCCUUACGCUUUCUUUGCUCCCCUUCCCUCUUCUUCUCCCCCCAUCCCCAGCCACCAGGCGUCUCUAUCCCAGCCCUACACCUCCUCCACCUCCCCAGCCCCUGCCAUUGCCUCUUUCUCCUCCACAGGUCCCCCAGUCAACCCCACCACAUGCCUUCCCUCAUGCUUUCCCCGUUUUCUUCCCCUGUUCCUCCCUCCCCUUCCCCCCAUCCCCAGCCACCAGGCGUCUCUAUCCCAGCCCUACACCUCCUCCACCUCCCCAGCCCCUGCCAUUGCCUCUUUUUCCUCCACAGGCCCCCCAGUCAACCCCACCACCCCCUCCUCCUCACUGCCUCCUUACCUUCCAACCAACGACAUCCUUAAACCUGACAUUGUAGGCCCGGGGUACCAGCUCUGGGCGGCCUACCGAGGCUCCAGCGCAGGCUCGGGAGGAGCAGCGUCGGGCCCGCCCUCGUUCGGGCUGCUCUCGGGAACAUCCAUAACAGUCACCAAUGUGUACAAUGCCACGUCAGCAUACCAAGCCACAGUUACAUCUCCUGCUGACGUGGACGUUCAGGUUACCCCAGACCAGUUUACGAUUGGUCCAGGGCAGUCGAAGCGGUUUGUGGUUCGGCUGCAGCCGAUUGGAGAAGCAGCUGAGGCUUGGGAGAGGUUCGGGUUUGGUUCGGUGAGGUGGGAGGAUGAGCAUGGGCAUGUGGUGAUCAUGCCUUUAGUGACAUGGAUGAGUGCUUGA
Molecule: messenger RNA, 3279 nt
Organism: Closterium sp. Naga37s-1
Lineage: Eukaryota; Viridiplantae; Streptophyta; Zygnematophyceae; Desmidiales; Closteriaceae
Source: the annotation of a GenBank genome assembly